Quercus lobata is the source of this 708-nucleotide messenger RNA. RefSeq lists its product as uncharacterized. Lineage: Eukaryota; Viridiplantae; Streptophyta; Magnoliopsida; Fagales; Fagaceae. The record is from RefSeq and is a predicted model, not a curated record. The transcript has 2 exons. The coding region runs from base 1 to 708 and encodes 235 amino acids.
AUGCCUCCUGAUACAGCUGCCAAGGAGGCGAAAUGCGAAGAUCUAGAGGAGGUGGUUAUUGGUGGUGACCCGGAGAAGUUCUUUCAGGAGGUCCAAAAGCUUACUGGAAUGAUCGCUGCCCUGAAUCGAUUCAUUUCCAGGUCGGCGGAUAGAUGCAGACUGUUCUAUCUCUUAAUAAACAAAUGGAAAGGAUUUGAGUGGUCCAAGAACUGUAUUGUGGCCUUCCAGCAACUCAAGGAAUACCUAUCCCGACCACCUAUCAUGUCCAGUCCUGAGGCUAACGAAGCCCUAUACGUAUAUAUUGCUGUGGCCCCUCAUGCCGUGAGCUUGAUGCUAAUACGGGAUGACAAUGGCCUUCAAAAACUAGUCUAUUACGUGAGCAAGUCGCUGCAUGAAGCUGAGGUCAGAUUCUUACCCCUGGAGAAAGCCAUACUGGCGGUGGUCCAUGCCACACGAAAGCUUCCCCAUUAUUUCCAAGCCCAUACAGUGGUUGUUCUAACCCAACAACCCUUGAAGUCCGUACUUCGGACCGCUGAUUACACUAGAAGGAUUGCCAUAUGGAGCACAAUUUUGGUAGCUUUUGACAUCAAGUACAUGCCUCAGACCUCCAUAAAGGGCCAGGUCCUAGCUGACUUGGUGGCCGAAUUUGCUGAACCACCAGUAGAAAUAGUAGCAGAGGAGCGCAACAUGGAUGGAAAAUCGGUUUGA